AUGGACGCUCUCAGUCUGUCACCCUUCAGCUCCUUUUCCUUGUUCUCUUCCCUCUCUAAUAAUAUUUAAACCUCUAACCUCAUUAUUAAAUCCACAUCAACUAUAAAUACAAAUCUCUCAGAUGACAACAGUUAGCACUCAACAGACGAGUCAAUAGAAGAGAUCACUGAUGCUGAAAUAAAUGAGUUGAUGAUAAUGGACAUGGUCAGGCAUGGUUUUAAGAGUGAAGUGCCUAAGAGUCCUGUAGCUAAGUCACACAAUAAAAAGUCAUAAGAAAAUACAAAGAUGAAAUCUGAAGUCAAGAAACCAGUUCAGUUAAGUCUGAAUAGUUUCUUUAAGCCAAAGGCAACACCCUCAACUAAACUCACUCUCCCUUAAUAAUAAUAAACGAGCACAAGACCAUUUCAAUAGAAUAAUGCAAAGAAUUCCAGUGAAGAUUAUCAGUUAGGAGAUUUAGGAUCAAGAAAAAUCUAUCCUCAAGAAUAUGAUUAGGUUGGGAUCAUAGGUGAAGGAUACCUCACUAGAAUCUCAUUUUCUUAUAAAUGA
Stylonychia lemnae is the source of this 546-nucleotide messenger RNA. NCBI's taxonomy places the organism in Eukaryota, Ciliophora, Spirotrichea, Sporadotrichida, Oxytrichidae. The record is from the annotation of a GenBank genome assembly.